Messenger RNA from Papaver somniferum (opium poppy), 1272 nucleotides. RefSeq names its product protein EXORDIUM-like 2. Lineage: Eukaryota; Viridiplantae; Streptophyta; Magnoliopsida; Ranunculales; Papaveraceae. The transcript has a single exon. The record is from RefSeq and is a predicted model, not a curated record. Bases 6 to 971 code for a protein of 321 amino acids.
AAUUAAUGCAAGCAGAAACACGAGGAAAGACAAAAGCAUCAAUGGCUUUCUCUCCUAUCACCAAAUCACUUCUGUUCAUCGCUAUUUUGUUUCUUGUUCUUCCUCUCGGCUCACGUGCAGCACAUCCCGCCAAUACAAACUCGGUUCUUACUUACCACAAUGGCCCCAUGCUUACCGGUCAAGUUAACCUGGCCAUUAUGUGGUAUGGCCGUUUCGCUAGAGACACCAAAAAUAUCCUUCGUGAUUUCAUACGUUCAUUAAACGCUCCUAGGGUUGGAGAUCCAUCUGUUUCCGAAUGGUGGAAAACCGUCGAAAGAUACCAAUCUGCUGCUCAUCCAGGUGCUCGUAGUGGACCUAUCCGGGUUAAGAUUGCGAAACAGAAAACUGAUAAAAACUAUUCUGUUGGGAAAAUAUUGACGGAAGAUUUUAUUCAACCUCUAAUUGAACAAGCUACCGGAGGUGCAUCCUCUUUUGUUACUGUUAUAUUUGCGGCGAGAGAUGUUUCAGUUGUUGAUACAUGCGAUGGUCGGUGCUCUAAACAUGGGGUACUUGGUGCAGGCCGAGCAUCCCGUUUAUAUGUGGUUGUAGGAAGCCCAGAAACCGAAUGCCCUGGUGUGUGUGGAUGGCCAUUUCAUAAAGCUGAUUACGGGCCACAAACUUUGCCUUUACAACCACCAAACGGGAAUAUUGGUGCAGAUGCGAUGGUUAUAGGGCUUUCUCAGGCUUUGGCUGCCGUUGUUACUAACCCAUACAACAACGGGUUUUUCGACGGACCACUAACGAGACCACUCGAGGCUGUAACGGCUUGUCCUGGUAUGUUUGGAAGUGGGUCGUUUCCUGGUUAUACAGGUAAGGUUCUAAUGUCACCUGGUACUGGUGGUUGCUUCAAUGCUCAUGGUGUCAAGGGACGGAAGUUCUUGCUUCCUGCAAUUUGGAGCCCUGAUACUCGUCGAUGUUGGACCCUAUUGUAAAAAGCUACUUCCUUGAUGUAACUAACAAAGCAUACAAAUGUUGUCUUCUGUAAGCAAGAUCCAGUGAGGAAACUUUUGAAAAACAAAAUGUAAUAAAGGUAAAAGAACUCUUAACAAAAGUGAGUUAAAACAAGAGAUGCAACAUUCAUAGGCGGAAAUACAGAUUCUUAGUCGACCAAAAUGAGCGUCCCCAGUGGGUAGAGCAGAAAAAGAAAUUAUCGUAAAGUUCGUUGUUGAGUAAUGACACUCCUAGUGACAUUGUAUCAAUCAUAAGAGUUAAAUUCAUUUUCAUUACAGAGAA